This is a messenger RNA of Pseudo-nitzschia multistriata, 1195 nucleotides long. The record is from the annotation of a GenBank genome assembly. NCBI's taxonomy places the organism in Eukaryota, Bacillariophyta, Bacillariophyceae, Bacillariales, Bacillariaceae.
UCAAAGAAUUGUACGGUAUGGUGCGUAGCAGUUCCCAUGAAUACGACGUAGUACAAAAAAAUAAGUAUUACAGUAUUUUAGAAUACUCCUGUAUUGAUCACCAAACAUCCUCAUUCUGUCCAUCUUGCAUAUUUGGAAGCCCGAAACCGAAAAUGGUCCGGCAUAAGAACAGGUGGCUUCUGGUAAAGAUCGAGCUUGCCGACGACAUACGAAACAACAAGAAGGAACCACCGAUAGGAUUACCGUCGGCCUUGUUUCCCUCAAAGAAAGAAUUUACGACACGGCUGCGCCGUACCAUUGCAUGGUGCUUCGGAAUUGCAGGGGAAGGACCCGCAUGCAACACGCAGAUACGAUUCUGUGACGCGGAAACCCAGCUKGCAUUGAUUCGCGUGUCCCGCGAAKAUUGUGACAUGGUUCGGUCUUCCCUGACGCUCUUGCUAACCAGGAAACAACUGCUUUCUCUCGGAGAAAAGRCAGAAGGGCAACCCUGGACGUCUUCCGAUUACUACRCCUCUGUGGUUUCCGYCCAYGGGUCGGCUAGGACUGCUAAAAUCGCAACCUUUCGAAAACUUCGAGAGUUGUACCGACUAAAGCUGCAAAAGAAUCGCUCCAUGUUUUCGACGGACGAGGGCUUCGAAACCAAAAUAUGUCGCGGUCUCCAGGAGCGAUUGACCUUGAUUCAGAACAAUGUGAGCUGAAGAAUUGAGACGAUUGCAUUCAWAUAAAAACAUUGAUGAMGGUUUUAAAAUCAAAAGUCCGGUGUGRCUCAAGAACGAUCAUCUGCGGUUGACUUGCGCCAAGUGCAAUAUUCGGUACUGCAUGCUGCUGAAACCCACACGAACUCCCUCAUUGAUCGAGGAGACAAGACGUUUAUCUCGCAAGGUAUCAUACAGCAGCAAUCUAUGCUUUUUCUAACAUACCAAAUGGUUUGAUUCUAAGAAGCACUAGAACUAAUUUCGGAGUUCAAAAAAUAAUCAGAAAGUCAAACCAAACCAAAUCAAACACACAAACAAGCAAAUCAAAUUAUCAUGCCAAAAAAUCGAAUCAGCGGCAUAUUGAUUGAAGGAGGUGACUGAUACUUGCAACUACCGGUAGUAGGUGUUGAAUUGUGGUACUUUGAUGGCUGUACUAGUGACAGAAAAAUAUGAUUCAGGAUACUUACUAUUCUCAUUCACUCUCCUUAAAAACAACUGCA